AUGCAGGAGAGCUUUGCAUUAGCAAGAUACUAUAAUCGUCUUCCACAGUCUCCUCAGGAGUAUCCGAUACUUGGUCUCAAUCUGCUGAAACUACUUGUGCAGAAUAGGAUAGUUGAAUUUCAUACUGAGUUGGAAUUACUUUCAUCCGCUGCUCUAGAGAAUCCAUGUAUUAAGCAUGUUGUGGAGUUGGAGCAAUCUUUUAUGGAAGGGGCUUACAACCGUGUCUUGAGUGCUCGGCAGACUGUGCCACAUGAAACAUAUGUUUAUUUCAUGGAUCUUUUGGCAAAGACAAUCAGAGAUGAGAUAGCAGGAUGCAAUGAAAAGGCAUAUGACUAUCUUUCAAUUAAUGAUGCUAAGCAAAUAUUGCUGUUCUCCAAAGACCAGGAGCUCUUGGAGUAUAUUAAAGAGAGUAGCAUGUCUUCUAAUGGUAGAAUCACUCCUAAAUAUGGUCACGGUCUUUCAAUGAAGGUGCUAGUUUUAAAGUCAGCUGCAAAUCCUAGUAGAAAAUAUUAG
Messenger RNA from Lathyrus sativus (Indian pea), 513 nucleotides. Lineage: Eukaryota; Viridiplantae; Streptophyta; Magnoliopsida; Fabales; Fabaceae. The record is from the annotation of a GenBank genome assembly.